Cataglyphis hispanica is the source of this 9147-nucleotide messenger RNA. RefSeq names its product titin homolog. Gene Ontology annotation, molecular function: protein binding; ATP binding; axon guidance receptor activity. Gene Ontology annotation, cellular component: neuronal cell body; axon; plasma membrane. Gene Ontology annotation, biological process: protein phosphorylation; homophilic cell-cell adhesion; synapse organization. The coding region runs from base 410 to 8953 and encodes 2847 amino acids. The transcript has 35 exons. The record is from RefSeq and is a predicted model, not a curated record. Lineage: Eukaryota; Metazoa; Arthropoda; Insecta; Hymenoptera; Formicidae.
GAUCGAAGAUCAGAGCAAACAAAGAUAUAAAGACGCAAAAAAAGAUCAAGAAUUAGAAGAAAAGGCAUGUAUAAAACAAAAACAAGAAGAAAAAUUGAACAAAGAAAUUCAAAAGUUACAGUCAAGAGAGGAUAAAGAUUUAUGUUUAAAAGUGAAUGAAUAUCAGGAAAAACAAAAAGAUGACUCAAUAUUCAAAAAACGACAAGAACAGAAAAAAUCGCAAUCUGAAAAAAUAGAAAGAACAAUAAGAGAAGAAGAACAGAGACACUGGAAGCCACGGGAAGAUGAAAAUUGGUUACGCACGAGAAAAGAGGAGCGAAUUAACAUAAAUGAUAAACAUAAAUUAGACACAGAAAGUAAAGACGAAUACGAUCAUCAGAGAAAAGAUGAUAAUAAAAGACUCCAUCGAAUGGAAAUGGAAAGCUUAGAAAAUAAAAAAGCCGUGGGACGAUCCGAAAGAGAUGAAACUGAUUAUAUAUUUAGAACAAACGAGGAAAGGUUUCAGAAAAGAAGAGAGGAAAAGAGAAUCAGAGAAGACGAAACUGCUAGAUUAUUAUGGGAAGAAGGACAAAAAUUACGAAAAAGACAAGAGGAAGAAAUAUUCAGGAAUAAAGAAAGAAGAAAGGAGCAAAUAAGAGAAAGCGAAUGGUCCAGAAGACGUGAAAACGAAUCCGAUCGCUUCCUUAAAAACAUGUUGGAAACCAAAUACAAGCCCGACAAAUCGACCGCAAUGUUUUUCGACGUCGAUUAUUCGCGAGAGUAUACUUCACGAUUUGAUUCUGGUAUUUCGACGCUUUCUAGCACUUCCAGAUCGUACAGCUGGAGAGAUUCUUUAACGUCAUUAACUAGAACAAGAAUCGACGACUACUGGGAUCAUAAAUUACACGACUCUUUUAUGGAUAAAUAUUAUUUCGACACAGGAUCGUCGUACAGAAGGCGCAAGAAAAGAGAAAACCGUAUGAUUCGCGCGAGAUCGACGAGUUUGCUGAAAUACGAAGACUAUUCAACCGGAGAUAGUGAUGCUACCAUUGUACCUAGCACUCGACGUAUUCGACCCUUCCGACGCACAAAAACGGAAGCUAUCCCACGUAUCAAUCUCGACAUUUACGAAUUUCCUUCUAGCUACGCUGGCUUCGGUCAAACUGAAGAUCUUCCGUGGGACAAACCAAAAAAGCCAUCGUUUUGCACGAGACUGACGAACAGAAUCGUAGGAAUUGGCAUGAGAACAAGAUUGACCUGCACCGUUCUUGGUAAUCCGGAACCGCGCGUCUACUGGACUAGAGAUGGCCAAAAGUUAGAUGUAUCAGAUAGUCGGUGCAAAACGCGAUACGAGAACGGUAUGGCUUAUCUGGAAUUAUACGACGCACUUCCCACAGACGCCGGAAUAUAUGCGUGCGUAGCUGAGAAUACACACGGCAUUUCGAGCACCGAAUCCACCUUGAGCGUUUACUCCGAUUAUAAACCUACGCAUUCGCCUCCAACAUUUGUAAAAUCGAUUAAAGACACUUACCGAUAUUCCGAUCAGAAGCUCAUCUUGGAAUGUCGUGUACGAGCACAUCCGACUCCUUCGAUUUCUUGGUUGAAAGACGGGGGGCGGAUUCUUGAGGGCGAGCGUUACGAGCAGAUCUAUCUCGACGAUGAUGUGUAUCGAUUAGAGAUAGCGAAUCCUAAUGCCGCAGAUAAUGGACGAUACACGUGUCGUGCGGUAAACGAGCUGCACAGCGAGGAAAUAUCUCAUAUGGUUCACAUCGAAGAUUGGCGAUCCACGAGCCGAUACGAUCUAAAAUCGAGCGAUGAAACUGGAUCAGAAUUAACGCGACUACCACGAUUCUCCAAUCUAUUAAAGGAUUACAACGUGCCCGCUGGGGGCACCAUUGCUCUUCAAGUAGAAGUUAAAGGUACACCAGCUCCGGAAGUAAGAUGGUUACGCGGUGAUCGGAAGGAGCCGAUAGCCAUAUCGAAGGCGAGAACCUUCGCCGAGCGUGGACUUCACACAUUAAUUGUACCCGAGGCGACAGAAUCGGAAAGAGGCACAUACGUGUGUAGAGCGAUCAAUGCUUACGGACAAGUGGACACGUCGGCGACAGUAGACGUAAUAUCAUCGAGCACUAUCGAUGGCGGAAAACCGGCGGUGUUCGUCUCGAGACCGUCCAAAAAAUCGAUUGACGUGACAGUCGGUGAAGACGUCAGUAUAUCCUUCCGAGUCAGCGGUACCCCUAAGCCACGAGUAAACUGGAUGAAAGGAUUAACGGACAUCACGGACGGACCGAGAUCGUACAAGGAGAGUAUUGAUGAUUAUGUCAGAUUAACGUUAAAAAGAGCCGUACCUUCUGAUGAAGGUACCUAUUGCAUUCUUGUUAAGAAUAGAUAUGGCUGCGACAGAAGCUUCUUCUCGAUCAAGGUGAAGCAACGCGCUAGGUCAUUGACCCCAUCGCCAGAUUGGAAUUCCGUUACCGAGCGUGACGCAGGCGAAGAGCACGAUGAUGACAUGUCAUAUGUGAGAAACGUACCUGGUCCGAUUAGUAGCGAGCCCGUCGCCGUUGAUGGCGGAAAGAAUUGGUUGUCGCUGACUUGGGGUAAAGCAGAGAGAAGAGGACCAGCUCCGGUAAUCGCUUAUAAAGUCGACGCUUGGCUUCUUGGAAGUGACGGAGGUGCACGAUGGGUAGAGCUGGGAAUCACGCCGAUCAACGCGUUCGACGCGUUCAAUUUGCGACCGGGUGGAGAGUACAAGUUCCGCGUAACCCCGCGAAAUCGUUACGGAUGGGGCGAACCGGUUACCAUGACGAAUUCAGUUUUAGUGAGCGAAAGUACAGAUCUUCCGGAAUUCACGAAAAUCUUACCGGGUCAAUUGAAAGCUCUCGAGAGAACGUCGAUAAAAUUGGAAUGUGAGAUUCGCGGUGAUUCCAAGAUAGAUGUACGAUGGUACCGUGAAACAACGGAAAUAGAUCAGCACAGUGACCCAAGAUUCGCGAUACAUCGCAAUGGUUCCAAAUGUUUCUUAACAAUUGCGAAUAUCAGAGAGGAUGAUUCCGGGAGGUAUGUUUGCGAGGCAAACAACAAGAUCGGUAAAGUAUCGUCGUUCUCUAGGGUUCUCGUCGUUAACGAUCCAAGAAUUAUCGAGGCUGAUAUAAAACUCAGAACAAAUUUGAGCAUCGAACCGGAAGAUAAACCGCCGCAAUUCACCAUGAGAAUACGGGACAGGCGAGUGCAGACAACUUAUCCGGUAAGGCUUACCUGUCAAGUUAUUGGGCAUCCCGUUCCAGAGAUUACAUGGUAUAAGAAUGAAGCAAAGAUCUCCCAAGACGAUCGUCAUAUCUUCUGGGACGACGACUCAAACUUCCACACCCUGGAAAUAAUUCAUUCUACCCUCGACGAUUCCGGAUGUUACAUGGUGACAGCGAGGAAUGUAAACGGCUCGGUAUCUUGUCGAUGUAAUCUUGUGGUGGAUAAGGGAAUUCGAGCUUACGUUGCCCCAGAGUUUUUUCGCGGUCUCGACGCAGCUUACACAAUUCAAUCUGGCGGGGAGCUGCGAAUGUCCGCGCAACUCGAAGCUUAUCCGAGUGUUGGUGUCGUCUGGCAUCGCGAUGGUAUUCGACUACGACCUAAUAGAAGAGCCGUAAUGACAUUGAGCCACGACGGUACUGUCCAAUUCUCUCUGCCUAACAUCACUGCGCGAGAUGCCGGAGUUUACAGCUGCACCGCGACGAAUGCAGUCGGUCAUGCGGAGACAUCGACCAGGGUGGCUGUCAUCGCGGAUGCAAUUCCGGAUCAAUCGUCCAUUGAUGGAUCAUUCAACGUUAUGAGUGCAUCUCCGGAUAUACCAUAUUCCAAGGAGCCACUUUUUGUCACGAAACCAUUAUCAACCGAAGCAGUUGAGGGAGAUACGGUCGUCAUAUUCUGCGAAGUCGUCGGAGAUCCUAAGCCCGAAGUAAUAUGGCUGCGCGAUUUUCUAAAGCCCGAUUAUUACAAGGACGCGCCUCAUUUCCGGCUGGUGGGCGCAGGACCACAAUAUCGGUUGGAAAUACCUUACGCCAAACUCAACUUCACUGGAACGUAUUCCGUGAUCGCUCGCAACUGUCAUGGGGAAGCUAAAGCUGUAAUUUCCCUGCAAAUUUAUGCCAAAGGUCAAGGCAAAGAGGAACAAACACAAAAAUCUCACGGAAAAGUGAUGACCCUUCCGAUUAUAAAAAGGGAACUGCGAGAUCUCAGGUGCUGCGACGGUGACGCUGUCUCUCUGGAGUGUAAAGUUUACGCCACGCCGGAACCGCCGUUUAUUCGUUGGGAACGAGGAGGCAAAAUUAUAGCUAUGACGGGCGAUUUCGCCACCGAGUUCGAUGGCGAAACGGCGCGAUUAAGUAUUCAGCACGUCUAUCCAGAGGAUGAAGGAGAGUACACGUGUGUGGCUUACAACGACCUUGGGAAAGCGUAUACAUCGGCGUGCCUAGUUGUGGAUGUACCCGAGGGAAAGGAAAAUAUACUGAGUCAAAGAUUGACGAGGCCAGUAGGUCUACUAUCGUCAGGAUCAACGCCGAGAUCGACACCGCGAUCCACGCCAAUCAGGAGUUUAUCACCGGCGGUUUCACACGGACGCGAAUUCAGAUCACCGCAAGUUUUGCCGCGAGGCGGCACGUCGUCGAAACGACCGAAGGUUUGCCCACCGAAAUUUUACGCGGUGCCGCACAAUCGUCUGGUCCAGGAAGGCGAGACUGUACGUUUCCAGUGCGCGGUGAUCGGUCAUCCCACGCCUUGGGUAAGAUGGGACAAGAACGGUAGCAUCGUGACACCGAGUGCGAGGAUCUCCAUCAAGGAACGAGACGAUGUUAAGAUACUUGAGAUUGUUGAUGUAAUGCGGGAGGAUGCCGCUCUCUAUAGAGUAACGGCGGAGAACGAUUUUGGUCGGAUCGAGGCCAGCGCUCGUCUUGAAGUAAUAAGUCGAUAUGAAUCGACAAGUCGGACUAUCAGGACUAGAAGCGCUUCACCUAGGACUUAUCCUUCCUUCGAUCGGAGCCUACUGUCAACUACUAGUAGAAUAAGCGAACGUUUGCAGCUGGAAUGCCGCAUAAGAGGAACACCGAGUGUAACGCCGACGUGGUACAGAAAUGGACGACCUUUGGAACGAUCUGCUAGAAUAAAGAGAUAUUUUGACAGCACGACGGCUAGAAUCGAAAUAUCGAAAGUAAAGGCCAGUGACGCGGGUGAAUAUACCUGUGUAGCGACCAAUGUCCUUGGAUCAACGAGAAGUACUUGUGAGGUAACCAUAUUAGAUCCGCGCGAUUCGUCUAUUGCGGACAAGGACGCACCGCGAUUUCUCCGAUUAUUGCCGGAAGAGUCGAUUGUCAUGGAAAAUCAUUGUCAUGAAUUUCAGACAGGAAUCACAGGCACACCUCCUUUCGCGAUCACGUGGUCCAAGGACGGUCGCGAGUUACCUGACAAUGAUUAUUAUAAAUACGUUAUAUAUGGAGACGGUGGCAUUGCUCUUAGAUUAUCCGAGGUUCGCCCGCAAGACGCCGGUGAAUACACCUGCGUUGUGCGAAAUGAUUUCGGUGUUGCGUCCUGCAGUAGCCUCUUUGCUGUUCAAGACUACAAAGACGUUCCCAAAUUGGCAUUACAAUUUACAAAAACUCCACUAUCAGUAAUCGGCGUUAAAGGCGCUACCGCUUGUUUCUGUGUUCGAACGCAGUGUGAAAAAACCGUGGAACUUACUUGGACGAUUAACGGGAAAGACGCUAGAGAAAAUACAAAGUGUAAGAUCGAAAGAGAUGGCAAUGUCAGCAUUUUGAGAAUACGCGACAUAUGUUCGCGCGAUACAGGAGAGAUUAGAUGCACAGCUUCCGUAAACGGAAAGGGUCCAUCCAUCAGUUGCGUUGCCAAUCUGCGAUUACAACGUUCGCUGGACGACAGAAGCUCCCCGCCAGUUGUUGCAAUGACAAAGCCCGAAGAUAUUCAAUCUCAUGCACAGGCUAAGCUAUCGUUAACGAACAUUAAUAACACAGGCAUGCCAGAAAAAAUCACGGAGCUAUCGUCAUUAAAACAUCGACGACGACGUGAGGAAUCACCGACGCGAAUCAGAUCGUCUUCGUUUCCACGGCGGAUCGUAUCUUACGCUAAGAAUGUUUCUCCUUUGCCAGCGAGAAAAUGCGUUCUUAACAAAGCGUCAGCUGAUAUUGAGAAAUCACGAUUUGGAAGCGAUCUAUCGCGACAAAGAAUUACAAAAAAGAAUUUAGAUAAUAACGUAGAAAUUUCGAACGAUCGAAAAUUGUCAUCGUCAUUAAACGAGACAAAUGAGACGGAUAUCUCGAUGAAUUUAUUAUCACCAAAGAAAACGGAAGUUAAUUUAGAUACUAAUAUCGUAUCGAAUGAAGAGCGUGCGGAAACACUCCUAGAAGAGUUGAUGAAAGCUACGAUAGUAAAAGAUCCAGCUGACGUUACAGUAUUUAAAGGAAACAGCGCAGUAGUCAGAAUAACUUAUCAAGGACGUCCCGAACCGACAAUUAAAUGGCUUCGAGUGAAUCGCGAACUGCAGCCAGAUGAGAAGAUUAAAAUAAUCAGCGGGAACGGUACGUCUUGCCUGACAAUAGACAAUGUGACAUAUGACCACGCUGGAAAAUACGAAGUCUCAGUGGAAAAUUUAUUGGGCAAGGAACGAAGAUUUUUCAGUUUAGCUGUGGAAGGUCCACCCGAGCCAGUCGCGGAUAAACCGAGUGUGAACCUUAGCACUGGCCAAGCUACGAUCGUUUGGAGAUCGCCACCUUACGACGGAGGUCGCACGGUGAUCGGAUAUACGGUGGAAGCGAAACACACCGGUGAAAGCCCGUGGACGGUAAUUGCCGAGUCUUGUCAUUCGCUGAGUUAUACGGUAUUGUCAGCUGAAACGAAUUCUGUGACACCGGGUGAGAGUUACCGUUUUCGCGUCCGAGCUGAAAAUAUUCACGGUCUUAGCAAUCCUAGCAUGGAGUCUGAUCCGGUCAGAAUCCCGAAACAAGGAGAAACAAUGUUGCAAGAGGAAGACGAAGACGAAUUCGAACCGAGCUUUGCAGCUCGUACAGUAGAACCGGAAGAGGGAAAACUUUUCGGCGAAAGAUACAAUGUUCUUGAAGAGCUAGGAAAAGGGCGAUACGGUAUAGUUAAAAAGGUCAUCGAACAAGCGACGGGCAUGAGUUUCGCUGCCAAAUUUGUCAAAACAAUCAAAGCGAAAGAUCGCGAACAGGUGCGCGAAGAAAUCAAAAUUAUGAACGCAUUAAGACAUCCUAAACUUCUACUACUGGCUGCUGCUUAUGAAAGUCCUCGCGAAACUAUACUGAUCACGGAAUAUAUUUCAGGUGGAGAACUAUUCGAGAGGGUGGUCGCCGACGAUUUUACUUUAACCGAGAGGGACAGUAUUCUUUUUAUGCGUCAAAUUUGUCAGGGAGUCGAAUAUAUGCACAAGAACAAAAUUGUACAUCUCGAUUUAAAACCCGAAAAUAUAAUGUGCCGUACGCGUACUUCUCAUCAGAUUAAACUGAUCGAUUUUGGAUUGGCACAGACUUUAAAAUCCGAUACACCGAUCAGAGUGCUUUUUGGCACACCGGAAUUUAUUCCACCGGAAAUCAUAAGUUACGAGCCAAUCGGCACCGAGUCCGACAUGUGGAGCGUCGGUGUAAUUUGUUAUGUCCUACUCACCGGUUUGUCGCCGUUCAUGGGAGAUAACGAUGCCGAGACCUUCGCUAACAUCACACGGGCAGAUUAUGAUUUAGAAGACGAAGCUUUCGAUGCCAUAUCGAAUAACGCCAAGGAUUUCAUUAGCGGAUUACUUAUCAAACGAAAAGAAUUACGCAUGUCAGCCACACAGUGUUUAGAACAUCCUUGGAUAGCGCAACACAUUACGACAAUGAGCAGAAUAGUUUUGCCGACUGAAAAACUAAAGAAGUUUAUUAUACGAAGAAAAUGGCAGAAAACAGGCAAUGCCAUUCGCGCACUGGGAAGAAUGGCAAUUCUUUCCGCACAUAAUAGACGCAGUCCCACAGCAACGGCGGAGUCCUCACCUACACUCGAACAACGAUUCGAGAUGCAAUAUUCCGAUGAUAGGCUUAAAUCAAUCCGCACUGCUAUCGAUGAAGAUACGGUAUGUGUCGUGACAAGCGUGAAAGAAAAUUCUGCCGAGGCAGAACCAUGGACGCAUCCCACGUGUGUGACGGAAAAAAAUACCGAGAUACAAAAGACACCGACGAAGGAAGAAAGUAGCAUGAGUGAUCUUUCAAAUCAGAUCGAAAAGAAAACAUCUAAAUUACAUAUCGAAUUAAUUCCAAAAAUACAAGACAUCACGACGCGUCUGGAAAUUUUAACGUCAAAAGAGAACGGGAAAAGUGACAAAGAGUUUAUCGAAAAAUCUUACCAACGGGACACGAUUCCGAAAUCGCAAACAUUGCACAGGGUAUUUCGUGGCGAUUCGCGCGAUUCCGGAAUAGGUGAUUGCGGUUCGAGCCAGAUGACAUCCUCGUUACAAAUAGAUGAACUAGAAAUAGAGUCCACUAUCUUAGAAGAAGUAGAUCAUGAGACUCACAACCGAGAAAAUAAACGAACAUUGAGAAAGGAAGAAAAUCAACAAAAUUCUACGGAGGGCAUGUUAGCAAAAUUAACACAGGAUAAAAAGAAUCCUCUUUCUUACAAUACCGGAAUUAUUACGAGCAACGACAAGGUAGCUACAAAGAGUGACGUGACUAAAGCUUCGUGUGAAACUAAUCCUGUGCGGAAAGUUGCCGAUGAGAAUACGAACGCAAGGAUAUUAAGCGGACGCAAUCGCGAUAAAUUCCUUCCAACCGGAAACGUAAGUCGCACGGCCAAGAUAUUCGAAAGAGAGAGUGGAACAUCGAAAUCGGAUAAUUCACAGAUUCCGCAACGCGCGUGUCCUGCUUUGGUCACAGCAAAGCCGCACAACGAAAGAAUACAGAAAGCUUUUGCGUUUUGGAAUAAAUAAAGAUAUCUGUUGAAAAUAUACCGACACCGAAAUCAAAUAUAAAUCGAAGUAGAUAGAACUUCGUACCAUUUUCAAACGAUAUAGAAAUGCAUUGUUUAUGAGAAAUCACGAAUUAUAGAAAUAUUGUUCUUUACGCACUUGUAUGUACAGUAGUGAUGUAUAAUCUGUUGAAUAUAUAUCUGUUGAAGUCAUAA